Echinops telfairi (small Madagascar hedgehog) is the source of this 6388-nucleotide messenger RNA. It is a transcript of the gene ZNF512B, whose product is annotated as zinc finger protein 512B. The transcript has 15 exons. Lineage: Eukaryota; Metazoa; Chordata; Mammalia; Afrosoricida; Tenrecidae. The record is from RefSeq and is a predicted model, not a curated record. Gene Ontology annotation, molecular function: zinc ion binding. Bases 746 to 3652 code for a protein of 968 amino acids.
CCUACUGGGGCACCCCUUCCCCUGGCCUUGGGUCUCCAUGUAAGGGGACCAGAGAGGGCUGGGCCCAGAGUCCCAUGUCUGCCCCCAGCUCCUGCAGCAUGGGAUACCCCAGGCUGGGUAGAACGGACCCCAGCAGCAGAGCACCCUCUGGGGCAGGCUGGACGGGCUGAUGCUGUGCAGGUAGCCCUUGGGCAGGGGACCGGGCUCUGCAGGUGGAGGUGAAGGGCGAGAGCCAGAGCUGGUCUCUACCUGGGGGCCGGAGGGGCCAGGAGAGGCAGCUGUGGGACUCUGGUCUGCUCUCUGGGAAAGGUUGGGGCCCUCAGCACCCACCUUGGCCAUCUUCCAGUCACUAUGUCCUGGGCAAAGGGGUCUGGUGUGCCCACUGGGUAGGUCGGCACUGCUGGGCCCAGGUGGUAGGGGCCCAGCUGUGGGCUGUGAGCCAGCAGUACAGUCCUGGGGUCUUAGCUGAGCCUCCAGUGGGUGGAGUCAGCGCCUGGCCAUGUCUAGGGACAGAACUGCCUGGAGCUGCUAAACCCAGACUGACCUCAGCAGGUCAGCCCCUUCACAGAGUCUGCAGCCCUGCCCCCUCGCACCCCCUCAUUCCCAGGGUCAGCCCUGAGGGUGAGGGUUGAGGGCCAGCCGGAGGCCCCAUCUGUGUCCAGUCAGGGCAGUGCUGGACAGCUCAGGGAGUGGUGGGCCCUGAGCCUUGGGGCCUCACCGCUGUCCCCUUGCUCUGUCUGUAGCCAUGACUGAUCCCUUCUGUGUGGGCGGAGGUCGCCGGCCCCCCACAUCCAGCAAGAGUGUGUCUGGCAAGGAUGCUGGCCGGAUCGAAGCCCGCCUUCCAGUGCUACACAACACCCCCAGGCUCGGGGUGCCGGUGGUCCGGAGUGGGCAGGUUGUGCCCAGCCAGGCUCCGCUGUGCUUCGCUCCAGGGAGCCCGGCCCACGAUCGGACAGGAGGGAGGAAGAAGGGGCGGCCAAAGGCCGAGAACCAGGCCCUGCGAGACAUUCCCAACUCCCUGACGAACCAGUGGAAGGAUGAAUUCAAGGCCCACUCAAGGGUGAAGUGUCCAAACUCGGGGUGCUGGCUGGAGUUCCCCAGCAUCUAUGGCCUCAAGUACCAUUACCAGCGGUGCCAAGGGGUAAGGGGUGUCCGGUUGGGGACAAGGAGGCCCGGGCCUGCCCACCCAGGCUGUCAGCGUUCUCUCCUACUCACUGGGGGGUGUCUGGGCAGCCCCCCUGGGCGGGCCCCGCCCACACCUGCCCUUCCCGCUCAGGGUGCUUUCACAGAAAGGCGGGCUUUUCCCUGCCCCUUCUGCGAGGCCGCCUUCACCUCCAAGACUCAGCUGGAGAAGCACCGGACUUGGAACCACAUGGACCGGCCCCUGCCUGCCCCCAAGCCAGGGCCAGUCAGCCGGCCCGUUACCAUCAGCCGGCCCGUGGGCGUCAGCAAGCCCAUCGGUGUGAGCAAGCCCGUCACCAUCAGCCGGCCUGUGGGCGUCAGCCGGCCCAUUGGCAUCAGCAAGCCUGUCCCGGUCAGCAGGCCCAUCCCGGUCACCAAGCCUGUCCCGGUCAGCAGACCUGUGCCGGUCACCAAACCUGUCACAGUCAGCAAGUCCAUCCCGGUCACCAAGCCUGUCACAGUCACCAAGUCCGUGCCGGUCACCAAGUCCGUGCCGAUCAGCAGGCCCAUCCCGGUCACCAAGCCCAUCCCAGUCACCAAGUCUGUCACGGUCACCAAGCCUGUGCCGAUUACCAAGCCCACCCCAGUUACCAAGCCUGUGCCUGUCACCAAGCCGGUCACGGUCAGCAGGCCCAUCCCGGUCACCAAGCCCGUGCCGGUCAGCAGGCCAGUGACAAUCAACAAGCCAGUGCCGGUGUCAAAGCGCGUGACGGUGACAAAGGCCAUACAUGCCAGCAGGCCUGUGGCCGUCAGACCCACGCCACCCUGCAAGCUGGUGCUAUUGGCCAAGCCUGAGAGCAAAGCUGCCCGUGCUGCGGGGAGGAACAGCGGUAAGAAAAGGGUUUCCGACAGCCUGGAUGCCUACCCUGUGCCACCCAAGCAGGCCAGGCCAGAGAACGGGGAGCUCAGCUCGGCCACCACCGGCCCAGCCUCGGGCUUCCAACUGGGGGCAGACACCCUGAGAGGCCCCCUUGUGCUGGGAGGCAGCCGAACCUCAGGGGUCAAGGAGGCCUCAGGCCUCACCCCGGAGGAGGACCCAGAGCGGACGAAGCACAGAAGGAAACAAAAAACCCCCAAGAAGUUCACAGGGGAGCAGCCUUCCAUCUCGGGGACCUUCGGGCUCAAAGGCCUGGCCAAGGCCGAGGACAAAGCUCGCAUCCACCGUGCCAAGAAGCAGGAGCUGACGGGUCUGGAGGAUGCGCGGAAGAAAGAGCCCACCCCUGUCAUUGCUGCGGGCAAGGAGGUGCCAGCCCCUGUGGCCCACCCAGCCCCAGGUGGCUCUGAGGAGCAGUGGCAGCGUGCUAUCCAGGAGCAAGGGCAGGCUGUCUGCCCCACGUGCAGCGUGGUCACCCGCAAGACCCUCGUGGGGCUUAAGAAGCACAUGGAGGUGUGCCAGAAGCUGCAGGAUGCCCUCAAGUGCCAGCACUGCCGGAAGCAGUUCAAGUCCAAGGCCGGCCUCAACUACCACACCAUGGCCGAGCACAGCUCCAAGCCCUCUGAUGUGGAAGCCUCGGAGUGGGGCGAGCGGGAGGAGCGGGAGCGGCUCCGCAAGGUGCUGAAGCAGAUGGGGAGGCUGCGCUGCCCUCAGGAGGGCUGUGGGGCCGCCUUCUCCAGCCUCAUGGGCUACCAGUACCACCAGCGGCGCUGCGGGAAGCCCCUCUGCGACCUGGACAGCCCCUCCUUUCCCUGUGCCCACUGUGGCAAGCCCUACCGCUCCAAGGCCGGCCACGACUACCACGUGCGCUCCGAGCACGCAGCCCCGCCCGCUGAGGAGUCUGCAGACAAGUCCCUGGAGGCCGAGGACCUGCUGGGUGUGGAGCGCACCCCGAGUGGCCGUGUCCGCCGGACGUCGGCCCAGGUCGCCGUGUUCCACCUGCAGGAGAUCGCAGAGGACGAGCUGGCACGGGACUGGACCAAGCGGCGCAUGAAGGAGGACCUUGUGCCCGAGACUGCGAGGCUCAACUACACUCGGCCAGGCCUCCCCACGCUUGACCCCCAGCUGCUGGAGCUGUGGAAGAUUGAGGUCAAGGAGAAAGGCCAUGUGAACUGCCCCAAUGAGUGCUGCGAGGCCAUUUACUCAAGUGUGUCCGGCCUGAAGGCCCACCUCGCCAGCUGCAGCAAGGGGGACCACCUGGUGGGGAAGUACUGCUGCCUGCUCUGCCCCAAGGAGUUCAGCUCGGAGAGUGGGGUCAAGUACCACAUCCUGAAGACCCACUCAGAGAACUGGUUCCGAACCUCCGCAGACCCACCCCCCAAGCCCAGGAGCCAGGAUUCGCCGGUGCCCCCUCCAAAAGAGAAGGGAAGCCUGGAUGGGGGAAAGAAGCGAGGUCGCAAACCCAGGGAGCGGACCCCUGAGGAGCCGGAGCCCCAGCAGACCCCACAGCAAGAGGACUGGCCCCCGGAGGGCAGGGACAAGGGGCGGGGCUCUGUAGCCCGGAAGGUGGGGACUGGCAGGAUGCCUGAGAAAUGAGCUCAGUGCAAGCAGGUGGCUGGGCUGUGGUCCUGGUGCCGCAGGCCCCCCUCUGUCCAGGGCCAGCCUCCUCUAACCCAUCUCCAUCCCCUGCGGCUGCCCAGGGGCUGGGAUGGCCCUCUCUUGGGCUGGGCGGGAGGAGGAUGCAGAAAUGCAAUAGAUGUCCCCCGCCCACCCCAACAUGGCAGGGCCAAGGGUGGGGAGGGGAGGGUGGGCAGGACAAUGCUCCAUGCUGGCCUGGUUUUCCGGUUCCAGCUCCCCUCCCCCCCUCCCUUCUCCCUCUGUGGUCCAUGGGUUCUUCCCCUGAGGCCUGGAGUUCCUCGGGUCCCCAGAUAUGAGCUGGCGGGGCAGCUGCUGCAGUUAGUCUGCUAGCUUUCCUGCCACCCAACACUGGAACACCCGCACCAGCUACCUCCCUGGCAGAUGGGCCUGCCCUGUGCACUGCGGCCGGGGCUCUGCCCUUCCUUCCCCCCCUCCCCCCCCACUGCUUAGGAUGCCACCCUGUUGCCUCACUGGUCUGGCUUGGACCUUCGAGGUGGAGACAUGGCCUCUCGGCCCCCCAUGAACUCCUGGCUUAGGAUGGGGGUGGGGGUGGGGAGGAGGGGUGGCCCCUUGGAGUCCACUGUCCUGACAUGCCUAGGGGACACCAUGACCUGGCCAUAGCCAGGCAGACCUAAUCGGCACACAGCCCGUGUGGAUGCUGUGGUUGACCUGGGGCUGGGAGGUCUGGGGCUGGCAGAGUGGACCCAGCCUGAGCAGGUGCCACUGGGGGCAGGUGGCUCUUCUGGUGGCUGAUUUGGCCCCGGACCCUCCCCUGCCUGCCUCCUAGGUCUCUUGUGUGGCUGCUUGGUGCAGGAUGGGGCCAGCAGGGCCAGGACUGGUCACAGCAGUCAGGUGUCCGAGGUGGGUCUCAGCUCCCGCCUUGUCUUGGACUCCUGAGGUGUGUGGUCUGCAGCAGCUUGGGGUCCAGCAGCAUGACCAGGGCCACCUCACAGAGGGGUCUGUCAACGGCGGGACCUAGAUGGAGACUGCCUCCCACGGGGGUUGGAUGGACGGGCGGGCCGGCUAAGGGUCUGGCCUGCCCGAUAUGAUGUUGCCGACAUGAUAUUUUCUGGGUCUGGUGCGCACCAGUCUUAUUGCUGUGACAACUAACCACCUUUUUUAAUUCUGUUUUUAUACAAACACUCACCACAGUGACGUUUCGGUGCUAAGGGUUCCCAGUGUGGGUGGUGGGGCUGGGGGUUGGGCUAGGGGCCUGUGAUUUGCAGACCUCCACUUAACCAGGCAGUGCUGACUCAGCUUGGCCAGGGGCCCCCAACUCCUGUCCUCAGGGGUCCUCCUGCCCUAGGGAGUGGGCUGGAAGCUAGGUGGUGAGUCUGGGUGGCCCACAAGCUUCCUGUCUGACUUCUUUGGCUGAAAGGCACUGGUCCUCCCAGUCCUGGUCUGAGCUUUGAGUAGUGACUGGGAUCUCCCCUCCCCAUGCCACCCGAUCUGGUCUGGAGAUGAUAGGGGUGCCUGUGAGCCAGUGUAGAGGGUGCUGGGGGUCGGGCCAGCAGCACAGGCAGGGAGCUGGGGCCCGGAGGACUAACUUUUCUGUGCCCCCAGCAUCAGAGCACAGCUGUGGGGGCAGCAAGGCGGCCACACGGGGGUAGGAGUGGUUGUUGGCGCAGCCGCUAGACUGCUUGCUCUUGUUGCCCUUGUUACCUCAGCAGGAGGGUCAGGCUCCACCCUCCAUGGAGGGUGGUGGCCACCCCAGCCUCUCAGGUACUUGGCUUUGGGGAGAAGCGAGAGGCCCUCGGUAAGCCCACGGGCAGGCCCUGGUGUGGACACUCCCUUUGGAUGGCGGACUUGGGUCACUUCAUGUUUAGCACUUUAAGCCCCUCCUGUCCUCCGUGUGGGAGUGGGGCCUGCGUUGGAUGUGGCUAGGCUCAGGCCCUUCCCUCCCUCCCUCCCUCUCCCCCACUGCCGCUCUCACGCCAGGGGCCUGGUGCUUGCUUGGGCUGAGAGGGACUGGGGAGAACUUGUCUGCAGACACCUGGGUCCACUGCCCACCCUGGCAGCCUCUUUGCUGGUAGCUGCAACCAGGUGUUGACAACAACUCUACUGGAAAGGAGCUGUGUGGCCAGACUCCCCCGCCUGCCCACCCGGCGUGGUGGGUGUGGAUGUGCUGGAGGCGCCCGUGCUGUGUGCACCCUGCAACCGGGCCCCUUUCUGCAGAUCUACCUCUGGCCCUGCGAACAGGUUGGGCUGGCUGGAGGGGUCCACACUUCACACCCAAUGGGAUGCACUUUAUUUGCUCACGCAAAGGCAGGUGAGUGUGCCUCCUGGUGUGACUGCCCUUCUACCUGCAUGGAGGGGCUGCCCCGUGGCAGGCACCUGGAGGCUGGGCUUCAAGCGGCCGGCCGGCCAGACCCCUCUCCGGCCUGGCAGCCACGCGUAGAAUACUUGGGGUUUCUUGGUUUGUUUGGUUUUAGUGCCAGUUCUCAGUACAUAAGUGCAUUUCGAAAGAGGUCCCGCUAUCACAUGUAACCAUAUAUAUACAUAUAUAUUCUAUCUACAAAGUGUUUAUUUGCAAGAUGUUUUGACAGUGAGCUCGGGCACUGCCGGCCUUGUGACCAUCCGUCCCUAGUCCUUGUCCUUCCCUCCCCUCCCUCCCCCCCAGUGUCGUGGGGGCAGGCCAUCAACUGUAUGUACUAAGAUGACUGUAUCAAAUAAAUGUUUAUUGCUUUUUUUGCA